This is a messenger RNA of Heterotrigona itama, 1145 nucleotides long. NCBI's taxonomy places the organism in Eukaryota, Metazoa, Arthropoda, Insecta, Hymenoptera, Apidae. The record is from the annotation of a GenBank genome assembly.
AUGGCGAACGCCGUCACGAGAGUGGUGUUGCGCUGCGAGGAUGCACAAGAGACUAACAAUCUUGGUAAACUGUACUUUGAAAAAUACUUGAGAAAUUACUUCGGCAGACUGUUAAAAUCACGGUUUUCGUAAAAAUUCAGGUCCAAUCUGUUUAAAUCAAUUGUCGUCGAUAUAAAUACUUUAAUUUAGUUCAUGACCUAGUUUUCGCUGCUACAGGUGUAUCGCGGGUUUUAUAAAAAAAAAAUCGUACAUGUUCAAGCUGUUUAAAAUUUUUUUUUAAUAUAGUGCCUGCGAUUACAAGUCAAGCCAAAAUCGACCUGUAAUUUUGAAAAUGAAGAUUAAUAAUAAAAAAAAGUGUGCAAACUUCUAUUGUUAUCGUCGUGGAAUAUUGAUACACUGACCUAGUUCGACAGCUGAUCUGUCAAGAACACAAUACGGGCGGGCACAAUGUCUGCGUGCUCCAAUUGUGAAAAUUGAAUACAUCACUAUUUUCUACGACAUGUAAUCUAAUUAUAUAUGCUUAACGAUAUAUCGUUCGCGAUGACUGUCGAUAUGUUUAAUUUAAUCUAACAUAUAUAGAUUUCGGAAAAUUUUUUUUUUUCUAACGUGAAACGAAAUAAUUUUACAUAGCGCUUUUUUUUAAUGUUGUUAUUUUAUAUUUUUUUCCAGAUUUGUCAGAAUGCCAAUUGAUGCAAGUACCUGAUGCAGUUUAUCAUUUAAUGAGACACACAGAGUUAAAAAGAUGUAAUUUGUCAGGAAAUGUGAUAACAAAAAUUCCACCAAAAUUUGCAGUCAAAUUCUCACUGAUCACUGAAUUGAACCUGAGUCAUAAUCAAAUGAGUAAGUUACCAGAAGAACUUGCUGAAUUGCAAGCUUUAGAAAGGUUGGAUAUUUCGCAUAAUACGUUCAUUGCAUUGCCACCAGUUACAUGUCGGAUACCGCAGCUGAAGCGGCUCCUUGCCAAUAACAAUUCAAUUAUUGAUAUAGAUGUCGAAAGACUUAGGCACGCUCCCACGUUGGAAUUUAUCGAUCUUCAAGCUAAUCCGCUAACGGCUAGGAUGCACGAUCUUCUCAGUACUUUGACUCGAAUUAAAAUCGAACUGACCCCUCGACAAGUCGAAGAAUGGGAGGAUCUUACUAUCUGA